This is a messenger RNA of Triticum aestivum (bread wheat), 1815 nucleotides long. Its product is annotated as transcription factor NIGT1. NCBI's taxonomy places the organism in Eukaryota, Viridiplantae, Streptophyta, Magnoliopsida, Poales, Poaceae. The record is from RefSeq and is a predicted model, not a curated record. Gene Ontology annotation, biological process: regulation of DNA-templated transcription. The transcript is spliced from 5 exons. Gene Ontology annotation, molecular function: DNA binding; DNA-binding transcription factor activity. Bases 24 to 1454 code for a protein of 476 amino acids.
CACACCCCGCCCCGCACAACGGAAUGGGAAUCCCCUCCCCGAAUAUCCUGCCCGUCCCCAUCCACCCAUCACUCCGCCUUCCCUCCCCGCGUACGAAUAUACGCGACGCCCCGACGACGAUUCCUUUCCUUCCUUCUCCUUCCAUCUUCCUCACCUUCCCCGUCCCGUUCCCCCCCUCCUCUCUCUAUCUUCCUGGUUCUUUCCUUGCGGAUCAAUCCAUCCAUCCGACGAGAGCUGCGGAGAUGGAGAUGGAUGUGCCGCCGGCGCAGGCGGACCGCGACGGCGCCCGGCGCCGGCUCCGGGACUACCUGCUCGCGCUCGAGGAGGAGCGCCGCAAGAUCCACGUCUUCCAGCGGGAGCUCCCCCUCUGCCUCGACCUCGUCACCCAGACAAUCGAGGGGAUGAAGAGCCAGAUGGGCGGCGCCGCCAGCGAGGAGACGGUGAGCGACCACGGCGGGCCCGUGCUCGAGGAGUUCAUCCCGCUCAAGCCCAGCCUGUCCCUGUCCUCUUCCGAUGACGAGACUAGCACCCACGCCGCCGUGGCGCCGGUCUCCAACGCUAAGGCCGAGACGCCGCCGCCCACGCCGGAGACCAAGAAGGCGAUGCCGGACUGGCUCCAGUGCGCGCAGCUUUCUUCGGCCUGGAGUGAGCCCCAGCAAUCAUCAUCUCUUCAAAAGGUGCUGCCAUGCAGACCGGUGGCCCUGAACGCCACCAGGACCGGGGGAGCGUUCCACCCCUUCGAGAAGGAGAAGCAGCCCGAGCCUGAGCUGCCGGCCUCCUCAACCACGGCACCGGCAAGCUCCGCGUUGGUCGGGGACAGCGGCGACAAGGCCACCAGCGACACUGAGGUGCACGACAAGGACAGUAAGGAUGCCACUGAGAAAGACACAGACAAAGACAAAGACAAAGAGGGGCAGUCGCAGCCGCCUAAUAACCGGAAGCCACGGCGGUGCUGGGCGCCGGAGCUCCACCGCCGGUUCCUGCAAGCACUGCAGCAGCUGGGCGGCUCCCACGCAGUGGCGACACCAAAGCAGAUCCGGGAGCUGAUGAAGGUCGACGGCCUCACCAACGACGAGGUCAAGAGCCAUCUGCAGAAGUAUCGUCUGCACACGUCAAGGCGGCCGAGCUCCACGGCCCAGAGCGGCGGCGCCCCCGCAACUCAGCCCACGCCGCAGUUCUUCGUGGUGGGCAGCUGCAUCUGGGUACCCCAGCAGGAGUAUGCCGCUGCUGCCGCCGCCGCCGCGGCAGCAGCAGAAGCAACCAAUGUUGCGCUGGGAAGCGCGAACCAAGUAUACGCUCCGACGGCGACGCUGCCAUCAGGGUCGAAGCCACACUUGGAAAAGCAGUCGAGUAGGCAGUCGGAAGGCCCGAGGAGCGGCGUUAACUCGGACUCGGACAACCCAACCAUGUCGUCGUCGUCGUCGUCGCAAGCCACAUCUGCAGGGCGUCCUUAGUGUACGUACGUAUAACCUUGGUUGUUUGGGGAUCUAGUACUACUUACAUAGCUCGGAGAAAUACAGAGUCUAUAAUUAAGGUCACAUUUUACAGUAAGGUGCGCCACAUUAUUUGCUGAUGUAGAGAAGAGAGAAUACUUACUGCUGUUAUGCCUUGUGGGCAGGCCAAGCUUAAGGUGACCCAUGCAUAUAGCUUGAGUUUUGCCACAAGCUUUGCCAUGCAGGUUGUAAAGGGUAGUUUGUUUUGCACCGUGGAGCUCACCACCUUUUGUGAUCCUGGUGUAGGCCCUUCGAUAGGGACAUGUAUAUCGUAUACUGACAAUAGUACAUCCAGCUUUGAGUAGUUUGUUGGAAUUACCUU